UCAAAUGGAGUGUAAAUAUGGAGUCUUUUAAUAAAGUUCCACAAGUAUGCUCCAUAACAAUAAAUGUACAAACAAACAAAACAUGGGUACGAAGACCCGACGCGCACCUAUACAAACAAUAACACUACACUGACAACAAAUCAAUCUCUGACAAAGACAUGAGGGGAAACAGAGGGUUAAAUACACAACAGGUAAUGAAUGGGAUUGAAAACAGGUGUGUGGGAAGACAAGACAAAACCAAUGGAAAAUGAAAAAAGGAUCAAUGAUGGCUAGAAGACCGGCGACGUCGAACGCCGAGCACCGCCCGAACAAGGAGAGGCAACGACUUCGGCAGAAGUCGUGACACCGGCAUGGCAUAAUUCACCCUUCCCACCGGAUCCAUUUGGUUCCUCCUCCUCAGGAAGUGGAGACGCCAGAGACAAGGACUGCCUUCAGCUUCUGCCUUUCUGACGGUGCCUGCGAUCGCUCUGCGAUGCCCUGUUCAUUUCUAGCGAGGAGCUGCAGGCAGUAGCGAGAGACCACGCAGGGGAAGGAUGCAUUUAAAGCAGGAUGUGUGCUGGAUGCUGGGAGACACGGCAGCGAUAGCAGCAGCAGCAGCAAGCACGGAGGGCCUGGGAAGCGCCCACCCCCUCUCUCUCCUCCUUUUCCUCCCCCCCUGCAGGACCAUGCUUGCGUGAGGGAUGAAGCUGUGCACAGGGACGCCAGGCCAGAGCUGCGGCCUACUUCUUCUCACAAGAGCCGGGCUCUCGACUGCAAGAUCUGUGAACGCUUUGCCACCAUCAAAUCAGCAUCUUUGGUCACCAGGUAGAUCCAGGAGCAUGAGCAGGACUCUGAGCUGCGGGAGCAGAUGUCUGGUUAUAAGCGCAUGCGGCGGCAGCACCAGAAGCAGCUGAUCGCCCUGGAGAACAGGCUGAAGGCGGAGAUGGACGAGCAUAGGCUCCGGUUGCAGAAGGAAGUAGAGACCCAUGCCAACAACACUUACAUUGAACUGGAGAGACUGGCUAAACGGCACACCGUUCACACAGACAAAGAGAUAAAGGCAGCUACAGCAGAGGAGAAGAGGAUCCAGCAACAGAUCAUUGCCCAGCAAAAGAAGGAGCUGACCACCUUCGUAGACAACCAGAAAAAAGAGUACAGGCUCUAUAAAGACAAGAUCAAAGAGGAGAUGAAUGAGGAGCCCAGUACGCCCAAGGAGGAGAAGCAGGAGCGUCUUUCCAGGCACAAGGAGACGGUGCAGCGCUCACAGGCUGAGGAUGAGGCCCACCUUCUGGACCAGCAGAGGCUGGUCUAUGACAGGAGCUGCCGUGCUCUGAAACGCAGGACACUGGUCAAGAGGCACGAGUUCGAACAGGAGCAAAUGAGAGAGGAGCUGAAUAAGAAGAAGACCCAGAAGGAGAUGGAGCAGGCCCUGAUGAUUCGACAGGACGAGUCCACUCAGGAGCUGGAGCGCAGGCAGCUGCAGACACUGCAGAGGCUCCGUGUUGAGCUGAUCUUCCUGCAGCACCAGACCGAGUUGGAGAACCAGGAGGAGUACAACGGCCGGCGGCAGAGAGAGCUGCACAGGAAGCACGCCCUGGAGCAGCGGCAGCAGCCCCGGAACCUCAAGAUGUUGGAGAUGCAGAUCAAGAAACAGUUCCAGGACACGUGUAAGGUGCAGAACAAGCAGUACAAAGCCCUGAGGAACCAUCAGCUUGAGGUCUCUCCUAAGAGCGAGCACAAGGCCAUCCUAAAGUCACUGAAGGAGGAGCAGACACGCAAGCUCGCUGUGCUGGCCGAGCAGUACGAGCAGAGCAUCAACGAGAUGAUGGCCUCACAAGCGAUGCGUCUGGAGGAGGAGCAGGAAAGGGAGUGCCAGGCGUUGAAGCAGCAGCUGCAGCAGGAGAUGGAGCUCCUGGAUGCCUACCAGAGCAAGACCAAGGCCCAGACAGAAGCCCAACAUGAGAGGGAGCUGCAGAUGCUGGGGCAGAAGGUCUCCUUACGCAGGGCCCACCUAGAACAGAAGAUUGAAGAGGAGCUGGCCUCACUUCAGAAGGAACGCACUGAAAGGAUCAAGCAGCUUUUUGAACGGCAGGAGAGGGAGAUGGACGCUUUCGAUGCAGAGAGCGCUAGGCUGGGGUUUGGGAGCUUAGGAUCGCUGGACUUCCCCAAGGAGGACGACAGAUGAAAAUGGAUGUGGUUGUGGAGGACUAGACUCUUUCCUUCUGGUGUAUGGUGUAGGCAUGUGCCUGCAUUCUCACGGUCAACUUCACCAUGGCCAUCUCUACAGUGAUAACGCUGGAUAACCCUCUUUCUCUCUUCCUCUCUAGAGUCUUUUAGAUACCACAUCACAGCAUAGAGCGGUCAUUUGCCAUGGGAACUACUUUUGUUAAACUUUAGAAAAAGAGGAAAAUUAAACAAGAUGAAUUCACAUCACAAGUUCAACCAAGUGUGUGUAACUCAAAAGUCUUGCGUUGGAGAUUACAAGAAUAGAAUACUUAUAAAAAUAUAAAAAAGAACUGACUCUUUCCUCCAUGCCAUCAUCCUCCUUUUGGUAUGAAUUCAGGAAAUUCAGGAAAUUUUAGUAAAAAUUAGCACUUUGAUAUGUUUAGGUAUUAACCCAUCAUGUUCAUAUGAUGCUUAAUGCGUAUGUCACAUGGAGGGGCAUUGCGAUUGUGGAAUGUGAGCUGCGGACUACACCGUGGUGUUUAGCUGCUUCUUCUCUCUUUUUUUCUCACAGAAUGUGAAUAAUACUGUAUGUGAAUACUGUAAGCUAAAAGAAGGUAUUGGGACAGUGUCAGAUCUUAUAUGUAAAACAGUUUUAAAGAGAGAUUUUACUUCAUUCCAUAAUGUGCUAAAGCAUAUGGUCCUUCACUUUUUAAAACAAUCCCGGUACUUUAUUUUUUGUUGUUCAGUAUUUCGGAUUUAUUGGCAUCAGUUUGAUCAAGCUGUGUAUUUUAUCAGAAUGAUUCAACUCCGUCAAACUGGUUAUUAUUGCAUGCACUUUAAAGACACAUUCAGGUUGUGAAGUGAUGCAUGACUCUGUCCAGAGAUUUUAGCCGUUUGUAAAUAAAAGUGGUCAUUGCAUUUUUUGUUUGAAUCCCUAUUGACAAGCGCCAUAUUUGAUGUGAAAAUGUCACAAAUGCCUUUAUUUAAGUUGUGCCUAUGAAGCGGUUUUGAUUUGUCGUUGUUGUCCUUUCAUGUUUGUUUAGCACGGCCAAUACCAUUGAUUGUUCCAUCCAAAUUUGGGAAUCAUUUAACGUUCACCAAUCAAAGGUCUUGUCAAGGACAAUGGUGAGAAUUGUGCUGUAUAACUUUUGAUAUAAAUAUUUGUAUUUGAGGACAUAAGUAGGAGAUACAGAAGCAUUGGUCGAUUACUAAUGACGGAACUUCACAUUAUACUUAGAAAUAUGUUUUUUUUCCUUGGUAAUGCGGUAGGUCAAACAUACUGAAAACUCGAAUCACUGAAGACGUUUAUCAGAUUGUAUUUAAAAAAAACACAGUUAAAUGGUAUCACAGAAUUACUGUAAAUGCAUCGAUUAAAAAAAAGAAGCUGUCUGGUAAUAGUUAACCAGGCGGGUGGUUGCUUUGUUCUGGGUUGCAUUCAAGUCGUAGCUGUUUAGUAACCAGAUGUACAAUGUUUUGCAAUGUUCAUUGUUGUUAUUGCACAUACGUUUGCAAAAUGUGUCCAUUACAGUGACUGGGAAGGAAAUUGUUUGGUGCUUGAUUUCUAAUAUCACCAUCAGCCUUUGACACAGACAGAAUACCGGAUUGAAUGCCUGUCUAUGGAUGUUACAACUAUUUCAACAUGUCCAGGUUUAACAGUUUUGAAAGAUUGUUUUAAGUUGAGAUCUUUAAUGCAACACUGAUAUUUUGACAGUUGCCUCCAAACACACUCCCUAGUCCUGUUCCUCACACAUUGAUAUCAUUUAAGUGAUGGAAAUCAAGCCCUUCCUAGUUGGUGGGCUGGGCAAGUGACAUUAAGAAUGUUAAAAUAUCUGACACAUAAAUGCAACAAAACUAUGAACUUCAAAAUACAUUAAUAAACAACUAAUACUUUCAAUGUAAUGGCAUUAUUGAUACCUCUAGACUCAUGACUUCAAGUGCCAAAGUUAUACAGUAGGCUUCAGUUUGGGAAUUAUUUGGUGUAAAUGACUCCAUGGAAUGGGGCAUAUUUUGAGGUUGGAAGGUUUUGGAGAAUGUACGUUUUCUUGACAAAUGGUGUAGAUCCAUAUGCUAUUUUCUUUGGGUUGGUUUAACUUGAGACUGGUUCAAACCUGUUAUGAACCAAACUUGUUUAUGUGGACUUAUGUUAUCAAGAAAGGGGACUUCCCUAAACUAAGCCACACAGCGUUUCCUGUGUGGUACAGAGAUGAAAUAAAAGAGAUUCUCUCGAAACAAGAGGUCUGCAUCAACA
Molecule: messenger RNA, 4393 nt
Organism: Oncorhynchus keta (chum salmon)
Lineage: Eukaryota; Metazoa; Chordata; Actinopteri; Salmoniformes; Salmonidae
Product: serine/threonine-protein kinase TAO3-like
Exons: 9
Coding region: 848-2164 (438 amino acids)
Biological process (GO): execution phase of apoptosis
Source: RefSeq, a predicted model, not a curated record